AUGAACGAAGGGCUCCUCACGUACACGUACGAUCAAGGAAACGUCCGCCUUGUCGUCCCUGAGAGUCUCCAUAACCAAGUCGCUUCCAACCUCCACGCUAGUCACCAGGGAUUAGACUCUAUGAUGCGCAGAGCCAGACAGUCCGUGUAUUGGCCCGGCAUGGAGGGAGACUUGCAGCAUCACAGAGCAUCGUGCGAGUCCUGCGAUAUCCACAGUCCAUCAUUGCCACGGGAGACCAUGGAGCUCACCCCGCCUCCCGACUACCCGUUCCAGCACACUGUCGUUGACAUGUUCCAGUGGGAGGGCCACACCUACAUGGCCUAUGCUGACCGGCUGACAGGUUGGCUCGAGGUGGCCCAUUUCCCCAACGGUGCCAGCUCCUACAAGAUCCAGACGCAGCUUAGGAAGUACUUUUCUCGCUACGGAGCCCCUGAACACAUGUCUAUGGACGGAGGAACCAACCUGACAAGCGCGGAGAUGGACACCUUCUACAGGAACUGGGGGGUCUCGGUGCGCCUGUCGUCUGCCCAGUACCCUCAGUCUAAUGGCAGGGCUGAGGUGGCAGUCAAGACAGCCAAGAGGAUCAUCAGGGACAACACUUCCCCAGGCGGCAGCCUUGACAAUGACAAAGCAACUCUGGCCAUCCUGCAAUACCUGAACACUCCCCUGCGGUGUAUCAACAAGUCACCAGCACAGCUGGCCACUGGCAGACAACUUCGCGACGGGGUACCCAUGGCUGGACAACACCUGCGAUUGGACCAAUAUUGGAGCCAAACGUUGCGAAAGAGAGAACGACUGAUGGCGGAGGAGCAGGAAGCAGUGACAGCUUCGGACACUCCAAGGAACCUCCAACCCCUCUCGACAGGUGCCAGGGUCCGCAUCCAGAAUCAGGCCUCUAACCGGUGGGACCGGACGGGGGUGAUAACAGAGGUCUUGCCCUACCGCCAAUACACCGUCAGGCUAGACGGUAGCGGCCGUCUGUCUCUGAGGAACCGGAGACACUUAAGGUGUGUGAAAGCUGGAACAGGCAGUACCCCUGGUGCCCCACCCACCGCAAACCCCAGCAGCACACCCACCGGCACGACCUCGGCGCCCCAGGACAGACGCCCAAGCAGGAACAAGAAGCGUCCACUGUGGCUGAAAGAUUAUGAGGCGUAG
Molecule: messenger RNA, 1158 nt
Organism: Scylla paramamosain (green mud crab)
Lineage: Eukaryota; Metazoa; Arthropoda; Malacostraca; Decapoda; Portunidae
Exons: 1
Coding region: 1-1158 (385 amino acids)
Biological process (GO): DNA integration
Molecular function (GO): nucleic acid binding
Source: RefSeq, a predicted model, not a curated record